Messenger RNA from Phanerochaete carnosa HHB-10118-sp, 1892 nucleotides. RefSeq lists its product as uncharacterized. Bases 265 to 1806 code for a protein of 513 amino acids. The transcript has 5 exons. The record is from RefSeq and is a predicted model, not a curated record. Lineage: Eukaryota; Fungi; Basidiomycota; Agaricomycetes; Polyporales; Phanerochaetaceae. Gene Ontology annotation, biological process: transmembrane transport. Gene Ontology annotation, cellular component: membrane. Gene Ontology annotation, molecular function: transmembrane transporter activity.
ACUAACCACGCUGACAUUCACCCCCACAAACCUCAUGCGUACACCCAAGGUCGAAAUACACAACAUAUAACUCAAAAACAUCUAUACGUAAAAGCCGCAUGCUGCUGUCUUGUGAUAACGAUAACACUGCGGUGACAAUGUAUCGUGCUACAUACAUCAAGGGAAACGUUGGGGAAACGCGCCAGAUGACCUUGACAUCGUGACUUCAUUCUCCCGGAACUCCUUCUACCAGAUCCUCCAAGACGUCGCGCAGGAGGAUUGAGCAUGCACAAGCUACUUUCAGCAUUGCACGAAUGGCGCACCCGUCCGUCUGUCGUUCUUCCCCUCGCCUUCUUGCAGGCCCUCGCAGUCGGCCUGGACAACCUGCCAAGUGCGUACCUCUUCCGUGCCAUCCGCUGCAAAGAGUACCUCGCAACAUCGCCAUCUCACGCACCCGAGGACGACAUUUGUCGGUCGCCUGUUGUGCAGAAGGCGUAUUCGACAGACAUCGCCGUCUUUGCCACCAUCCUCGCAGUACUCGGCAUCGUGCUGUCUGGGCCAUAUGGCAGAGUCUCCGACUUCCGCGGUAGGAAACGAGCGUUGACGAUCUCGGCCGUGCUCAACGUCCUUGGGAAUGCCUGGCUUGCGCUAUGCUCAUUCUCUGCCCCGUUGCGCAAAUCCUGGCUUUUGCAGAUCGCAGCAGUCGUGCAAGGCCUUGGCGGUGGUGUCCCCGUCGUCAUGGCUGGCCAGAACGCUUUCAUUGCCGACACGUCUUUCCCGGGCGAGCGUUCGUCCUACAUGGGGCUCGCGCUUGGCAUGUUUUGGGCCGGGAACGCCGUUGGCCCCCUCGUGAGUGCAGUACUCCUCAACAAGGACCUCUACACCAUCAACUUCGUCAUCACGGUGCUCGUUUGGGUGCUGUAUCUGCUGUAUCUGCUGUUCGUUGUACGCGAAGUUCGUGUACCUGUGGCCGAACACUACGCCGACGCCAAUGCUGCAGAUGCGCCGGACAGGGCUACAGAAUACCAGUCGGUCGCGUCGCGUCUGUUUGCUCCAGUACGCUCGGUGUUUGAGCCGGUGAUCAUUCUGGUGCAGCAUGUUACGCUACUUUUACUAUCUAUCGCCCUGGCCGUCGGCGUUUUCUGCCUCGGAGUAUUCCACCUCAUCAUACCGUACUGCGACACCAAGUUUGGACUUGGACCCAGCGAGGCGGGCAUCAUCAGCGCAGCCUGGUCCGUCUCACGGGCUGCCUCUGUUAUGUUUCUCCUUCCGAUGUGCGUCGCCGCCUAUCAAUGGCUUGUGAAUCGAAAGCAAGCAGCCAAGCAACUUGCUACCGCGUACGCUACCGUACCGGCAGAUGAGACAGCUCCCUUGCUGGCCGAAGCCACGCAAGAACUCCAGGCGAGCGAAAGCACUCCUCCGGCCGAAGCAACGUCGAUAUCACGGGAGCUCACCAUUGUCCGCGUCUGCCUCGUGCUCGACGCGCUGGGCAUGCUCGCCGUUGGGUGCAGCCGCAACGCCAACGAGGUGGUCUUCGCAACGGUCGUAGGCGCGUUCGGCGCGCCUGCGGGACCGUCAAUGCAGGCGCUGGUCACGCUCGCCGCGCCGCCCGGCGAGACCGGACGAGUGCUCGCUGGCCUGUCCAUCCUCCAAUCAGCCGCCGUCGCCCUGCGCGGCCCUGUGUUGGUCUCGCUGUUCAAUGCCACCUUGGUGAAGGCGCCCGGAGCGAUCUGGUGGCUGUCUGCUCUCAUGUUGAUCUUGUCUAGUCUGGUAGCGUUCGGCUUGCGUCCCAGACAGUUCGUGUAUGUGUACGAUGGACACACUUGAAAGCUGCUCUUAUGUGAUGGCAAAGCGCGAGCCUGAGCCUGUAUUAGUCUAAGUAGCAGCUAAUGACUAUCAUAGACAAUGCGACU